Messenger RNA from Leptidea sinapis, 2867 nucleotides. It is a transcript of the gene CCT1, whose product is annotated as T-complex protein 1 subunit alpha. Lineage: Eukaryota; Metazoa; Arthropoda; Insecta; Lepidoptera; Pieridae. Gene Ontology annotation, cellular component: chaperonin-containing T-complex. The record is from RefSeq and is a predicted model, not a curated record. The transcript has 10 exons. Gene Ontology annotation, molecular function: ATP hydrolysis activity; ATP-dependent protein folding chaperone; ATP binding. Gene Ontology annotation, biological process: protein folding. The coding region runs from base 97 to 1764 and encodes 555 amino acids.
ACAUUUUCAUUUCUUAAUUCUUAGUUCAGAGAGCCGAGGUGUGUUUUGUGUAUCAAAAGAAAAUUUAAUUUUGCAUAAAAUAAAUAACAGUUCAAGAUGUCGACAUUAGCCGCUCCUUUAUCCGUUGCGGGAACAAGGCAUUCUGGGGCAUCAGUAAGAUCCCAAAACGUUAUGGCCGCAUCUGCAAUAGCAAAUAUAGUAAAAAGCUCUCUUGGUCCUGUUGGUUUGGACAAAAUGCUUGUUGAUGACAUCGGUGAUGUUACAGUAACAAAUGAUGGUGCAACUAUUUUGAAAAUGCUGGAAGUUGAACAUCCAGCAGCUAAAGUAUUAGUGGAACUAGCCCAGCUGCAAGAUGAGGAGGUUGGAGAUGGUACAACCUCUGUCGUCAUUAUUGCUGCAGAAUUACUCAAGAAUGCUGAUGAGCUGGUCAAGAACAAGAUUCACCCCACAAGUAUUAUCUCUGGCUACCGUUUGGCCUGCAAAGAAGCCGUCAAGUAUAUCCAGGACAACUUAACAGUCACGGUGGAGUCAUUGGGUCGAGCAUCUAUUAUCAAUGCAGCCAAAACUACAAUGUCUUCGAAACUUAUUGGCGCUGACUCAGAUUUCUUUUCUGAGAUGAUAGUAGAUGCAGCAAUGGCAGUUAAGGCGAUGGAUCCAAGAGGCAACACAAUAUAUCCAAUAAAGGCUGUUAACAUUCUAAAAGCACAUGGACGAAGUGCUCGGGAAAGUGUACUUAUUAAGGGUUAUGCCUUAAACUGUACAGUGGCAUCUCAAGCCAUGCCGAAGAAGAUUUUGAAUGCGAAAAUUGCUUGUCUGGACUUUUCUCUACAGAAAACUAAGAUGAAGAUGGGAGUACAGGUACUUGUAUCGGACCCAGAAAAACUUGAAGCAAUUCGCGCCCGCGAAUUGGACAUUACCAAGGAACGCCUGCAGAAGAUUCUAGCAACCGGUGUCAACGUAAUCCUGUGUACAGGAGGCAUCGACGACCUCUGUCUUAAGUAUUUCGUUGAGGCCGGAGCCAUGGGAGUGAGAAGGUGCAAAAAGGCUGAUUUGAAGAGGAUCGCUAAAGCCACAGGCGCUACUUUCCUCACCUCGUUGACUAAUAUGGAAGGUGAAGAAGUGUUUGAAAGCAGCAUGAUUGGGGAGGCGGCUGAAGUUGUUCAGGAGCAGAUAUGUGACGAUCAACUUAUUCUGAUUAAAGGGCCAACAGCCCGUAGCGCCGCGUCGAUAAUCCUGCGAGGGCCGACGGACGCGUACUGUGACGAGAUGGAGCGUUCAGCGCACGACGCACUGUGUGCCGUACGCCGCGUUCUGGAGUCAGGCAGGCUGGUGCCCGGAGGAGGUGCGGCCGAGGCUGCACUCUCCAUAUACCUGGAGAACUUCGCCACCACACUCAGCUCCCGCGAACAGCUGGCCAUCGCAGCAUUCGCCCAGUCCCUGCUGGUGAUCCCCAAGACGCUGGCGGUGAACGCUGCAAGGGACGCCACAGACCUCGUCGCUAAACUGCGCGCCUAUCACAACUCUUCGCAGACUAAGGUAGAACACGCCAACCUAAAAUGGGUCGGCCUAGAUCUGAACGAGGGAGUUUUACGUGAUAACCUAGCGGCCGGCGUGCUAGAACCUGCCAUCUCUAAGAUAAAGUCGCUCAAGUUCGCGACCGAGGCAGCCAUUACCAUCCUGCGCAUCGACGACAUGAUCAAACUGGACCCGGAGGAGCGGGGCAAAACUUAUCAGGAUGCGUGCAAUGCCGGGGAGUUAGACUAGUUUAUAUUAUCUUUAUGUCAUGAGGCAAGGCUUUUUUGUACUUCUAUACAGAGAACGGCGAAAAUCUUGAUAAAAUAUGUCAUUUGACUCCUCCUACUUACCGAUAAUAAAAGACGCAAUAGAGAUUAUUUUAUAUUGAUUUCAUGUAAUAUUCUUUUUUAAUAUGCUUUUACAUAAAUUUGCACAUUCAAAAUAUUUUGCAGUUUACAGUCGGCAAUUAAAUAUGAAAAAAAAAUACUGUAUGCAAUGUUAGAAGUUCCUGCCUUAAACCUAUAUUUAGCUAAGUGGAUAUAUCUUAUAUAUCUAUCGCAGGUGUUCUAUCAAGAUUUUUGUAAGUCUGUAUACUGUGUUUUCACGAUUGGACCCAGACAUUUAAAAUCAGCUUACUUUCUAAUCACAUCUGAAACUAUGUAUAGAUGCGGCAAACCAUACAGUUUAAAAAUCUUUGAUAAUGAUUCACAAAUGUUUAUUUAUUUUUAUACAAGAGUGUGGUUUUGGUUCUUUGAAUUUAUAAUUAUUGUCAAAAUACCGACGUAACUGGGUGCAAUUUCUAACAAUCGUCAAAAUGCUUGAGUUGAAUAGAUAUUAUGUGGAACAUCACACUGAACUGUCAAAAGUUACGUUUAAAUAUGGCGGCAGCAGUUCUUAUUCCGUUUAAUAUCUAACUGGUGGAAACAUAAGUCAAGUAAGGCAAAUAAUGCAAUUUUAAAAUGUUAUAACUUCCUAACAAAUUAUAUUUUAUUAUGUAUGGAAUAAGAAAUAUCAUUACAGAAACAGGUUUGCUACCGAACCAAAUCCAGUGCCUCCGAUGUGAUCUUAGAUCUAGCAGUAAAAAAUACUCUGCUACUGUUGUCAGUAGCACAAAGUGCUUCAACAUAGUAUUACCAGACUGAUGAAAUGUUAUGUUACUUAUGGUAUUUUUAUCUGAAAGAAAACUUAAUUUAGUUUACUUUUUCAUGCUGGGAGUCUGUUUUCUUUACAUUAUACAAUAAUGUGUAUAAGAUGUGUUGUAUGGUUUUAAUUAUUGCUUUUAACACUUAAAUGCUAGUUUAUGUUCGCUAGGGCUAAAUGCCGUCACAAUAAAUUAAUUAAUAUUAAUUAAA